Paramecium primaurelia is the source of this 832-nucleotide messenger RNA. NCBI's taxonomy places the organism in Eukaryota, Ciliophora, Oligohymenophorea, Peniculida, Parameciidae. The record is from the annotation of a GenBank genome assembly.
AUGAUAUUCUAAUAGUUAUUUAGUUAAUUCAGCUGUUGUAGUCAUUAAUAAAUUAAAAAUGGGAAAUUGCACACUAAAAUCAACAGAGUCAGAAGAUUAAACAGGUAUUAGUCUUAACUUAUUUUAGUCAUCUCUAUCUCUAAUUUCACACAGAAGAGUGUUAUAGGCAAGGGAGGCUUUGGAAAGGUAAGAUUAAAGAAAAUAAUAAAGGAAAUUAGGUCUGGAUGGUUGAGAACAAAAAGUCAAAAAGUUUAUAUGCUAUGAAAAUAAUGUCAAAAGCUAAGUAAUAAAUCUAUAUAAUUGAAAUAGGAUUAUUGCAAAGAAAAGUGUUUAAUCAGUAAUGAAUGAAUUAUAAUUACUUAGUUAAUUGAAACAUAAGUAAAUGCAAUCAAUUUAUAUAGUUUUAUUAUUAAUAUGUAAGCAGCAUUCUAGGAUCGAGACAAUCUCUAUUUAGUAAUGGAUUUAUUAACAGGUGGAGAUUUGAGAUAUCAUCUAUGUAAAUAAAGGAAAUUUACAGAAGAACAAACUAGUACAUUUAAAUAAAUAAAAUAGAAUUCUUUGUUGUUUGUAUUAUACUCUCAUUAGAAUAUUUACAUGUAAAUGGAGUUCUCCAUCGAGAUGUGAAACCUGAAAAUCUAGUCUUUGAUGAUAAAGGUUACUUAAAAUUGACAGAUAUGGGAAUUGCUCGUUAAUGGAAACCUGAAAAUGCAUAAGAUACUAGUGGUACACCUGGAUAUAUGGCUCCAGAAGUUAUGUGCAGUAAGAAUUACAAUUUUUUAAUCUAAUUAAAUAGGAUAAAAUCAUGGAGUAGGUGUUGAUUAUUAUGCACUUG